AUGUCUCGGAGGCAGAGGGAACACACGUCAGAGCCUCCCAGCGAGAACGAGCGAGACGCCCGGAACGAAAUGCUAAGGAAGAUUGCCGCGAACACGCCGAACAGCGAGGGUAAGCUGGAGGAGGGCGAAAACGAAGCAGAUAGUGUUCCGCAGGAUGUCACGGACAGAUUGCGCAACGAUAGUGCAAUCGAGAACAACACAAUCCAAGUGCUGGAGCCGAUCAAGGGCAAGUCUCAAGAGAGCGAGGCAGAAGAAGGCGAGAUCCUUGAAGAGGAAAAUAUUGGGAAUCUUCCCCGAUUGCAGACCAUGCAGCAGGAAGAGUAA
Molecule: messenger RNA, 324 nt
Organism: Pyrenophora tritici-repentis Pt-1C-BFP
Lineage: Eukaryota; Fungi; Ascomycota; Dothideomycetes; Pleosporales; Pleosporaceae
Source: RefSeq, a predicted model, not a curated record